AUGCUCCUCAAAUCUCUCAGUCUGCUCCUCGCAGCAGUAGGCACUACACAAGCUCUCACCUCCAACCUCACUCAGAUUUUCAAUUUUGGUCCAAAUCCGCGGAACGUCACCGGAUAUAUCUACGUCCCAGCAAAUCUCCCCAAGAAUGCUCCCAUUCUUGUAGCACCCCACUGGUGCCACGGCACAGCUCUCGAUGUCUUCAACUACCGUUCUUGGGCUUCUGCCGGCGACACAUACGGAUUCAUCUCCAUCUAUCCCGAUACCCCCAACGCCGCGGACCAAUGCUGGGACGUCUCGAGCAAGCAAUCACUCACGCACAAUGGCGGCGGCGAUGCACUCGGCAUUGUUUCGAUGGUACGCUGGGCAAUCAAGAAGUACGACGCAGAUGCCUCCCGCGUAUUCGUUACGGGCACAAGCUCUGGUGCCAUGAUGACAAACGUGCUGCUCGGUAGCUACCCCGACGUGUUCGCAGCCGGCAGUGCAUGGGCAGGCGUCGCUUUCGGGUGUUUCGCCGGCGAUGGUUAUGAUGUUUGGAGCGACGCGUGUGCGACAGGCAAGAUCAUCAAGACUGGUCCUGAGUGGGCGAAGAUCGUCAAGAGUGCGUAUCCAGGCUACAAGGGGUUCAGGCCAAAGAUGCAGGUAUUCCAUGGGUUGAACGACACGGUUCUGUAUCCGCAGAAUGUAAAGGAGGAGAUCAAGCAGUGGACCAGUGUGUUUGGAAUCAGUGAUAAGCCUACGGACGUAACACCAAACACUCCUUUGACGGGCUGGACGAGGUAUACGUAUGGUAAGACUGGCAAAUUUGAGGCUUACACUGCGGAGGGUGUGGAUCACAACAUUCCCAACCAGGACGAUUUAGUGCUCAACUACUUCGACCUCAAGUGCAAAGACAAGAAGUGCUACUCGAGGAAGAGCGGUUGA
Molecule: messenger RNA, 921 nt
Organism: Ascochyta rabiei
Lineage: Eukaryota; Fungi; Ascomycota; Dothideomycetes; Pleosporales; Didymellaceae
Product: Acetylxylan esterase
Exons: 1
Coding region: 1-921 (306 amino acids)
Cellular component (GO): extracellular region
Molecular function (GO): hydrolase activity
Source: RefSeq, a predicted model, not a curated record